Molecule: messenger RNA, 735 nt
Organism: Dalotia coriaria
Lineage: Eukaryota; Metazoa; Arthropoda; Insecta; Coleoptera; Staphylinidae
Gene: ML8
Product: mite group 2 allergen-like Ixo r 2
Exons: 4
Coding region: 97-561 (154 amino acids)
Biological process (GO): sterol transport
Molecular function (GO): sterol binding
Source: RefSeq, a predicted model, not a curated record
UUGCCGCACACGGUGGAUCAGUUAUUCAACCAGCAAACUUUAAGACUAAUAUACAUCCAGCAUAAAUAAAAAGAAUUUGAUUAUAAAUCGCGCAAAAUGCAUAAACUAUUAAGUGUGUUGCUUCUUUGUACCAUUUUCGGUAAAGUUGUGUUAGACACAGUUGUUUAUAAUGAUUGCGGUUCAGAGUACAACUUAAAUGACGUAGACAUUGAAGGAUGCAACAAGACUAGUUGCAUUUUGCCGAAAGGAAAGUCCGCCAAUAUUAAUAUCAAAUUAUACGGACGAAGUCCGGACAGUCACACGCUUACUCAAAAAGUAUUCCUGAUCUUUAACACCAUUAACGUCCCGCUGACUGUGAUUCCUGGAGAUUUGUGUGCAUCUCAAAUUGAGUGUCCUGUACGUGGCACGGCUAACGCAAGUUUUUCGGCACUCAUGGACUUUUCUACUUUACCUAAUGUUCAAUCGGCAGUUACUUUACACUGGAGAAUUUUCAACGAGAAUAAAGAGCAAAUCAUGUGUUUCAAAGCGAAUGCCAAAUACGAAAACCCCAAAACCAACUAACUUAAGUGCUAUUUAGCAACAAGUACAAUUGUGAAGUCAAUCUCAUUUAUUAGUAUUAAUUGUAAAUUAAUUUAAGAUAAUUAUUGAAAAUUUUAACUCAAACUUAAAUGUAAGUUUAGUUGUAACUAAACUACAACUAAAAUUACAAUAAAUAUUUAAACUUUUAACUUAAAA